CGACCAGAGUCAUUCUUGAACUCAGUUUUCUUGACAGCCUCACCUCUCGACUUCUCCUUCUACACAAUCACGGUUUAACUCACUUCAACCGCAACCAUGGUCGGCCCUGAUAUGGUGGCCCUUCGGGCUGAUGACACAAGAGUCGAGGGACAGGAUCCCCUCAUCCCUCCUGCUCUUCUCAUUUCCGAGAUUCCCAUGACGGAUGCCGCUCUCGAGACUGUUGUUAAGGGCAGGAAGGAGGCCGUAGGUGUCAUCAUGGGCAAAGAUGACCGUCUCCUUGUCGUUGUUGGCCCCUGCUCCCUUCACGAUCCUGCCACAGCUCUCGAGUACUGCAGCAGGCUCAAGGCUCUUUCCGAGAAGCUGAAGGACGACCUCGUUAUUGUGAUGAGAGCCUACCUCGAGAAGCCUCGCACGACCGUCGGCUGGAAGGGUCUCAUCAACGAUCCCGAUAUCGACUCUUCUUUCAAGAUCAACAAGGGUCUUCGUAUCUCCAGACAGCUUUUCUGCGAUUUGACCUCUGCCGGUAUGCCUAUUGCUUCGGAGAUGUUGGACACCAUCUCCCCUCAGUUCCUUGCCGACUUCAUCUCUGUCGGUGCUAUCGGCGCCCGUACUACCGAAAGCCAGCUUCACCGCGAGCUUGCCUCUGGUCUCUCUUUCCCUGUCGGUUUCAAGAACGGAACCGACGGAAACCUCGGUGUUGCUAUUGAUGCCAUUGGCGCUGCCGCGGCUAAACACCACUUCAUGGGCGUUACCAAGCAGGGCUUGGCCGCUAUCACCCGCACCAAGGGCAACGAGCACGGUUUCGUUAUCCUUCGCGGUGGCACCAAGGGCCCCAACUACGACAAGGAGAACGUUCAGGCUGCGAAGGAGACUCUCAUCAAGAAGGGCCAGAAGCUCGCUAUCAUGGUCGACUGCUCUCACGGCAACUCCAACAAGGACCACCGCAACCAGCCCAAGGUUGCCAAGGUUGUUGCCGACCAGAUCCGCGAGGGCGAGAAGGCCAUCAUUGGUGUCAUGAUCGAGUCCAACAUCAACGAGGGCAACCAGAAGGUUCCCGCUGAGGGUCCCUCGGCGCUCAAGAAGGGCGUCAGCAUCACCGAUGCCUGCAUUGACUGGGAGUCCACUGUCUCGACCCUCGAGGAGCUCGCUGAGGCGGUUCGCGAGCGUCGUGAGGUGAACGGUGGCCUCGCCAGCGGUGUGGCUACCCCCAAGCCCAACCCUCUUGAGGAGGACUAGAGGUUUUCUUCCGAAGAGAGUGAUGAAACUGGGGUUAGAGAGGCAGUAUUGCAGGGAGAGCUGUACCAAGAGACUGUGCAGUGGAUACCGCAUGUGAUGCAGCCUGAUGAUAUCGAGGAGCUGCCCCAUCCGUGCGAACAGUUCUGAAGGCAUUCAAAAGGAAAACGGGUCAUUAAAAGUUCUUGCUUGUAGUUUCACAUAUGGCGGGGAACCAAAAACAGACACGACCAUGGAGUCAGCGGCGAGCAGUAGGAAUAGCAUUAAUGCCUACUAAGACCUUCGAGAAGCAUACAUAUUGAUACCCGUAUAUCU
Molecule: messenger RNA, 1548 nt
Organism: Neurospora tetrasperma FGSC 2508
Lineage: Eukaryota; Fungi; Ascomycota; Sordariomycetes; Sordariales; Sordariaceae
Product: phospho-2-dehydro-3-deoxyheptonate aldolase
Exons: 3
Coding region: 97-1236 (379 amino acids)
Biological process (GO): aromatic amino acid biosynthetic process
Cellular component (GO): cytoplasm
Molecular function (GO): 3-deoxy-7-phosphoheptulonate synthase activity
Source: RefSeq, a predicted model, not a curated record